This is a messenger RNA of Aspergillus terreus NIH2624, 333 nucleotides long. Its product is annotated as putative NADH-ubiquinone oxidoreductase B14 subunit. The record is from RefSeq and is a predicted model, not a curated record. The coding region runs from base 1 to 333 and encodes 110 amino acids. The transcript has 3 exons. Lineage: Eukaryota; Fungi; Ascomycota; Eurotiomycetes; Eurotiales; Aspergillaceae. Gene Ontology annotation, biological process: response to oxidative stress.
AUGACCAUCAACCCUACCUAUCUCGCGCAGCGCACGCGCUCCUCGGUCAACUGGGCCGAUGCCAGACGUCGUGUCCUCAAGUCGUACAGAGAAUGGCUCAGAGCGUCCCCCGAGAUCCAAACCAUGUACUCUCUGAACAUGCCCGUCUCCGCCAUCCGCACAAAGGUCCGCCAGGAAUUCGAGAAGCACCGCUACGUCAAGCAGCUCAGCGCUGUUGAUGUGCUGCUGUUCCAGAGCCACGCCGAGUUCCAGGUCAGUGACCCUCGUCAGCCGGAUGAAGAGAAAGCCAGCUACCCGGCAUCUAUUUGUCCUGCGGCUUUGUUAUCUUUCUAA